Archocentrus centrarchus (flier cichlid) is the source of this 2537-nucleotide messenger RNA. It is a transcript of the gene mthfsd, whose product is annotated as methenyltetrahydrofolate synthetase domain containing. NCBI's taxonomy places the organism in Eukaryota, Metazoa, Chordata, Actinopteri, Cichliformes, Cichlidae. Gene Ontology annotation, molecular function: RNA binding. The coding region runs from base 130 to 1584 and encodes 484 amino acids. The transcript is spliced from 8 exons. The record is from RefSeq and is a predicted model, not a curated record. Gene Ontology annotation, cellular component: cytoplasm.
GUAGCAGUGAUAAACAUUGACAAGCAGCUGUUCCGUCAGUAUUACGUUACAGAGCUCACGUGUUCUGUUUUACUGCGUGAGUGCAUCCAAACGUUGUGGAGUAAAUCAGUUUGGAGCUCUAAUACAGCAAUGGAUCCCGUCAUAAAAAUAAACCCGGGAGCAUCGAAAUGGGACAUUCGUCAGAAAGUUUGGGACUACAUAGAAGAAAGGAAUCUGGCAAACUUUCCGAGGCCUGUCCAUAACAGAAUCCCAAAUUUCAAGGGUGCUUUUGCUGCCUGCGCCAAGGUGUCGGAGCUGCAGGCAUUCACCCAUACACCUGAGGUGAAGGUGGAUCCUGAUAAACCUCUGGAGGGUGCCCGGCUGGCAGUGCUGCAGGUAGCACGGAAAACUUUAUUGGUCCCAACUCCUCGUCUUCGUACGGGUCUUUUCAAUAGGAUUACUCCUCCCCAAGGGGCUAGCAAAGAACAAUUACGCAUAUGUGCUUCCUCUCAGGGUGUGAAAGACUACAGUGUACCUGUUGACCUGGAUGCAAAAAUAAAAAUUGACCUGAUGGUGGUUGGUUCUGUGGCAGUGUCAGAGAAAGGAUUUCGGAUUGGAAAAGGAGAAGGCUUUGCUGACCUAGAGUAUGCAAUGAUGGCUUCGAUGGGUGCUGUGAAUGAGUCUACUGUGGUGGUUACUGUUGUCCAUGACUGCCAGGUCUUGGACAUUCCAGAGGAUCUAAUGGGAAGUCAUGACCUGAGUGUAGACUACAUUCUCACACCAACCAGAGUUAUUAAGACAGAUUGCCAGUUACCUAAGCCACGUGGAAUAAUCUGGAAUAAGCUGGACACAGAAAAGCUGCAAAAGAUCCCCAUCCUGAAGAAGCUUCGUGCCCUUGAAGAACAGGCUGGAAAGGAUGUCACACUUGGAGCAGCGCCUGUUGAAGCAGAGGCUGGUCUGCACACCGGUCCACCAAAAAGGCAAACCAGACGGAGGCCGAGGCACAACACACAGCAGGAUGCUGAAGGAGAAUCCAGCCAGGACUCUAGACGGGAAAAAAGAGUAGAGGGAGAACUGAAAGCCAGACAGCAUCCGACUAGAAUGAGUAAAGAAAGCAGAGGAGACGGCAAGGCAGGUAAUGAGCAAGAAAUUGGCAAGACAGUAAAGGGAAAAAGCAGAAGGAACACAAAGGAACAGGGCCCAGAAGAGGGUGGAAGUGAAGUAAAACUUCAGCAUAAGCUCCAUCUGAGUGUGACCACAGUUUACUUGGGAGGAAUCCCUGCUGGGUUGCGUGUUAGUGAGCUGAAAACCGCCCUCCGAGAGAGGGAGGCCACUCCGCUGAGGCUCACCUGGCAGGGAGCUCAGCACAGGGCCUUCCUGGACUACAGUGACCCCCAGGCUGCAGAUCAGGCCCUGGAGGCUCUGCAGGGUCUCUCUCUGAAUGGCCACAGUCUGCAGGCUGAGCUGGCCAAGAGCCAGCGAGGAGGCAGGAAAUCUGGACAGUCCAGUAGGAGACAAAAACCACCAGCAGCUCUGAAGCCUGAAGUAUCAGUGGCAGAUGUUAAGAGGGAUGUCACAGAAAAGACUAAGCAGUCAAAGCAGUAAGAAAUACACCUACUAAAUUGCUUAAGGUGUUUAUAAUUUUGGACAAUUGUAAACACCUUAACAAGAGUUUAGCUUGUUUUUUGUUUAAAAAUAUUUCUAGAUUUAUUGGUAGAGGAACUCCAGUUAUGUGAACUUAAUAGGCUUGACAAAAAUAAUAAUACCUGAAAAUAUGAGAGUAGUGAUACUUUUGCUGACUGAGACUAAUUCUAAAAGAACUAGCCUUUUGGUACAUGCUCUACCAGGUGGGCCAUAGGGACACCCCCUCGUAUGUGCCUUUUUUUUUUUCAGUUUACAUUUGUCUUUAUAACUUUUCUUCCUUCAAAGUGCCUUUUAUCAGAGAUUCUUAGAAACACACGACACAUUUUCUUUCAAACUAUAGACUAUAAACUAUAGUCAUUUUGCUACCAUACAAUCUUUUUUUUUUUUUUAUUCAUUUUAGUGCUGGGUUUUUUUUUGUUUUGUUUUUUUUAAGGUCAGCUCUCAGUAUUGUCUCCUCCAAGAAGGUCACAUGUUUGUCUGCAUGUUAGUUGUUUAAAAAAUGGUUAGAUUUUUUUUUUUUUUUAAAUGGCACCUCUGUGUGGCAAGUUACAUAGUUUGAUCAUUUCAGUCAUGAAGCUAGGAGUAAAAUAUAAAAUCUCUUCUUCUAAAACUAAUGUUUGCAUGGUGGCUACAACAUUAUUUGACCAUUCAGACAGAUUUUUCUGUCAUUUGUUUUUUCAUUGUCCAAAUUCACCCUAUUUUAGAGGAACAUGAGCACCCCCCAAUGCUGUGCCACUUUGAUGAAACUACAGAAAUGUAGUGACUUUAUAUUAGCCAUGAUUUACUUGUGAUUGUUGACUGAAUUGAUCCUUGUAUAUAAUGCAGGAUUUAGAUCUCUAAAAAUUAGCACAAUUUUUCUAUAUAUUUUUUUUUAUUAAACUCUCAAUUUAGGUGGUUACAAACAUAAACAGAGG